Melanotaenia boesemani (Boeseman's rainbowfish) is the source of this 3877-nucleotide messenger RNA. Its product is annotated as choline O-acetyltransferase-like. The transcript is spliced from 15 exons. NCBI's taxonomy places the organism in Eukaryota, Metazoa, Chordata, Actinopteri, Atheriniformes, Melanotaeniidae. Gene Ontology annotation, cellular component: neuron projection; cytoplasm. The record is from RefSeq and is a predicted model, not a curated record. The coding region runs from base 163 to 2064 and encodes 633 amino acids. Gene Ontology annotation, biological process: acetylcholine biosynthetic process; neuromuscular synaptic transmission. Gene Ontology annotation, molecular function: choline O-acetyltransferase activity.
CUUAACAACAUGGGUUUUCAUGGAGUGGGCGUGGGAAGCAACUUCAUCACACUUUUCUGACCUCUUGAGCUCUGCAACUGGCUAUCAGGAGGAACUGCUGAACUCCAGCCCUCUUUAGAGGGUUUCCUAGUCAUUUUCCAUUGACUGGACUGGACUGCAAGCAUGCCGAUCUUAAAGAAAGAGGCGGCAGGAGACCAAAGCAGCCAAGUGUUGCCAAAGGUACCCGUGCCUCCAUUGAAGCAAACCCUCGAAACUUACUUGAAGUGCGUCCAGCAUCUGGUGAAGGAAGAACAGUUUAGGAAGACUAAGGCCAUUGUUGAGAAGUUUGGGGCUCCUGGGGGUGUCGGAGAGGUUCUACAGAAGAAGCUGAUGGAGCGGAGGGACAAGACAACCAACUGGGUCUAUGACUACUGGCUUGAGGACAUGUACCUGAACAAUAGGUUGGCCUUACCAGUCAACUCCAGCCCUGCCAUGGUGUUCCCAAAGCAGGCAUUCUCAAAUUAUAAAGAUGCCCUCAGAUUUGCUGCCCGUCUCAUCCAAGGAGUGCUGGAGUAUAAGGCUCUCAUUGAUGCGCACGCACUGCCAGUGGAUUUCGCUCGAGGCCAGCUAGCUGGGACUCCUCUGUGCAUGGAGCAGUAUUACCGCCUCUUUACCUCCUACCGCUACCCAGGGUUAAAGACAGACAUGCUGAAAGUCCACAUGAAUGCAGUCUCCUCAGCACCAGAACACAUAAUUGUGGCAUGCAAGAACCAGUUUUUCGUAUUGGAUAUAGUUGCAAACAGCAAGCAGCUCAAUGAGGUGGAGAUAUUCCACCAGCUGGAGAAGAUCAUGACAAUGUCAGAAAACGCUGAAGAGAGACUCCCUCCUUUUGGGAUCCUGACAUCAGAUGGCAGAACAGAAUGGACUCAAGCAAGAGAAGCAUUAACAAAAGAACAAAUCAACCGGGAUUCUUUGGCCCUGAUUGAGAGCUGUGUAUGUGUGGUGUGUUUGGAUGAACCCUGUGGUCUCCAGCCCAGUGAUACCAAUAGGGCUUUGAUGAUGUUACAUGGUGGAGGACAUGAGAAAAAUGGUGCAAACCGCUGGUAUGACAAGUCAAUGCAGUUUGUUGUAGGAAUGGAUGGGAUAUGUGGGGUGGUAUGUGAUCAUUCGCCAUUUGAGGGAAUAGUUCUGGUGCAGUGCUCUGAAUACUUGAUGAAAUAUAUAACAGGAAGUCCCUCCAAGAUAGUUAAGUCUGCAAAGGUGAGAGAGCUUCCCCCUCCAAGAAGGUUGCUCUGGAAAUACAACCCCCACAUCCAAGGACUCUUAAAAGCAUCUGGAGAAAGACUCCAAAGGCUGGUGAAUAAUCUUGACAUGGAUGUACUCAAAUUUGAAACUUAUGGGAAAGAAUUUAUCAAAAAGCAGAAGAUGAGUCCAGACGCAUUUAUACAAGUUGCCUUGCAACUUGCAUUUUACAAAUGCAGGGGAAGGCUUGUGUCCACGUAUGAGAGUGCAUCAAUUCGCCGUUUCCAAGACGGUCGGGUUGAUAACAUUCGUUCAGCCACUCCUGAGGCCCUGGCUUUUGUGAAGUCCAUGACUGAUGAGAGAACAACUUUCAGUGAUUCAGAGAAAAUGAAAAGGCUAAGGGAUGCAAUUAAUGCCCAAACAAAUUACACAGUUGCAGCUAUUACAGGAAUGGCAAUAGACAAUCACCUCCUUGGGCUUCUGAAGACUGCAAAGGAGCUCAACAUGGAGAAGCCAGAGAUCUUCUGUGAUGAGACAUAUCUGGCCAGUAAUCAUUUCAUCCUUUCCACCAGUCAGGUUCCUACGACAGUGGAAAUGUUCUGCUGCUACGGCCCAGUGGUGCCCAACGGCUACGGUGCCUGUUACAACCCACAGUCAGACCACAUCAUCUUCUGUGUGUCGAGUUUCUGGGAGAACACCGAAACAAGCUCAGCCGUUUUUGUUAAAGCCCUGAAUGAGGGUCUGCUGGAAAUCAGGGACCUGUGCAAUAGAACUGGUACUACGGCAGCCAAACUGGCUGACAGUAGCCAGAGAGCUGGUCAGCCUCAUAAAUCGGGGAAGUAAGCCAUACUGAGAGAGCAUGCUCACUCACCUCUUACACUCAAUACUUUUAGAUUUAGACUGUAGUUGAGAUGCCUUCACGUAUUAUUUGUGCAAUAGUAUUCCUUUGACAGUGAAAUGCAAAGCCUUAAAAUACAUGUGUAACUAUAUAUAUUGUGUAUAUAUAUAAUAUAUUAAUAAAAAAAAUAGAUUAAACUGGGGUUCUUUUGGAUCAGUGUGGACAACAGAAUGAUUUUGGGUCCAUCAUUGACCCUGGUAGACUGACAUUAACUAGUCUGCUGCCUUUAGGAAACUGAAGCCAUGUCCUCUUUGUAGCACUGAUCUGAGGAUAAAUUCCUCUGAGAGAAUGAUUCAAAUGAGUGAUCCUAACAUAUACAUAGAGUAGUUACAUGUUAUUCAUUAAAGGAAGACAUAUAUCAGCAAUUUAUAGCAAUCAUGACCCCUUGUAAAUGUGACUAAGCAACCUCAUUAGUGCCAGUUUGUCAACACUGUGAGAUCCAAUAAAAUGUGCUGAAUUGUAUUUAGUAUUUUAUGUAAAGUGUGAGUUUGCCAAAGAGGUUGUGCAUAUGUGAAGUCUGUUUGUUGAAGCACUUUAGAAUAUCUAUAACUGUUAAAAUAGACAACUGGUUUUAAAUAAUGUGUGUAAAGAGAAAAGUGAGUCAUGUGGUAUAAUGGUUUCACUGGCACAUUUAAAGUUGUCUUGUUUGAUGGAUAAUAUAUUACAGUAAUAGGUAGUACUUGUAUAUUGUUGUGAACAUUGCUACUUUAUAAGUGAGAUGCAGUCCAGAAGUGACUGAGGCAUUAUAUUCUGUUUACGUGUAUGUACAAAGAGUCAUUAUUUAAAUUUAGAGGUAGAAUAAAAGGUAUUCAUUAGUGCUCUAUGUGCAAUAACACAACACCAAGUGCAGUGAGGGUUUAUGUGCAAUUAAUCCCAUCAGAUCAUUAAAUGCAUGGAGCUUAUUUAAAGUCAGUUUAUCUAUAGUUGCUAUUUUUGAUAUUCACACAUAUGGGAUACGGCAAUGAGUAACAGCAACAGUGGUUGUUUUGAUCAAAAUGUUUAUUCAAAGAGUGCUGUGGCUGAAAAUCUCUAUACAAAUGUAUAUUGUGGGUCUUGUUUAAUCUGUGAUGGCUCAUAAGUCUAAAUAAGUGUUUAUUUGUUGUUAAAAUGUGAGGAUGUUUGUAAUCUGUGUGGCACAUGUUGUGUAUCUAUCUGCCAAAGUGAAUGUGAACUAUAGAUAAUUUCAAAAUUUAUAUCACAUAAAGAUUAAAAGUGACACAUGUGCAUGUUUAUUCUGAAAUAAUAGCUGUAUUUUUAUAUUUUAGUGUGACAGUAUUGUGUGACAGCAAAAUCCUGGUAAAGAAGAUACAAAAUGCCUUAAAGUACUACAAACUGUUUGUCGUCUUUGUCAAAUGUAAUCAGUGUUGUAUCUCUAGUGUUGAUUUGAUGUGUUUUUACUUGGUAUUUGCUGUCUAUUAAGUGAACCGUACCAGAAUUCAUUUCUUGCUUAAUGAAAAAAAUAUGACUGAUAAUCAGGCCACUUAACUGUAUUGAAAGGGCCUGAUUAAGUAUUUCAAAAUAUAUCUGUGAAAUGAUAAUGUGUGAUACUACUGAAAAACAGAAUAUAGUUUUAUUGAAGAAUUUAAUUAACUGUAGUGAAGUGAAAAGUCAUGUAUUUUUUUAUUUUGAAAAUACAUAUUUUAAGCUAAAGUAUUAUUUUACUGAUGUAAGCUGAAAUCACUAAUAUGAACUGUAAUAAAAAAUAGUCACAUGACACAUGUGAAAAGGCAAUCUAUAAAUAAAAUGAAUGCAAUACCA